This is a messenger RNA of Effrenium voratum, 2064 nucleotides long. Lineage: Eukaryota; Dinophyceae; Suessiales; Symbiodiniaceae. The record is from the annotation of a GenBank genome assembly.
AUGGCCGUUGCCUCAAUUCCCGCGCGGCUUCUUCGCCGCCUCCCGGUUCGAUCCGCGGCUUUUCCACUCCGAAAUGCUUGGCACCUUCCCAAGGAGGUGCGGUGUUUCAGGACGUCCCCUUCCUUAUUGGCUCUUCAGAAGUUCAAGUUGGCCGACAUCGGGGAGGGCAUCGCCGAAGUCCAGUUGACCGAAUGGUUCGUGAAGGAGGGCGAUAUGGUGAAGGAGAUGGACAACGUGUGCUCCGUGGAGAGUGACAAGGCGUCCGUGGAGCUGACGAGCCCUUACACGGGCAAAGUGGUGAAGGUGCACCACAAGGUUCAGGAUACCGUGAAGGUUGGCUCUGUCCUCAUUGAAGUUGAGACUGGCGAUUCAGCCUCUGCAUCAACUCCCGCGCCCACCCCCACCCCUGCACCUGCUGCAUCCGCACCAGCAGCAUCCAGCGGAGGCGGUGGUGGUGGAGUUCAAACGUUCAAGUUGGCAGACAUCGGGGAGGGCAUCGCCGAAGUCCAGUUGACCGAAUGGUUUGUGAAGGAGGGCGAUAUGGUGAAGGAGAUGGACAACGUGUGCUCUGUGGAGAGUGACAAGGCGUCCGUGGAGCUGACGAGCCCUUACACGGGCAAAAUUGUGAAGGUGCACCACAAGGUUCAGGACACCGUGAAGGUUGGCUCGGCUCUUAUUGAUGUGGAAACAGGGGCUGGUGGUGCCUCCGCCUCCGCUCCCGCACCAACACCCACCCCUGCAGCUUCUGCGCCAGCAGCAUCCGGCGGAGGCGGUGGUGGUGGAGUUCAACAGUUCAAGUUGGCAGACAUCGGGGAGGGUAUCGCCGAAGUCCAGUUGACCGAAUGGUUCGUGAAGGAGGGCGAUAUGGUGAAGGAGAUGGACAAUGUGUGCUCCGUGGAGAGUGACAAGGCGUCCGUGGAGUUGACGAGCCCUUACACGGGCAAAAUUGUGAAGGUGCACCACAAGGUUCAGGAUACCGUGAAGGUUGGCUCCGUUCUGAUCGAUGUGGAAACCGGCGCCGGUUCCGCCCCGGCGGCUGCUGCGCCAACCCCGUCGGCACCGGCGCCGACUCCGGCGGCACCGGCGGCCGCGCCGGCCCCCAAGGCAGCAGCGGCUCCCAGUGCCGGCGGCGGCACGAAGGCGCCUGGGGUGCUGGCGACGCCGAAGGUGCGAGGCCUGGCGCGGCAGAUGGGCAUCGACCUGAACUCCGUGCAGGGCUCUGGCGCCAACGGCCGCGUCUUGGAGUCAGACCUCCAGGCCGCCCCCGCGCCCAAGGCGUCCGCGGCCGCGGCCUCUCCCGCGAAAGCGGCCUCCGCGCCGCGCGCGGCGCCGGCGGCGCGCAGCCUGGAGGACCAGGUGGUGCAGAUCACGGACAACGUGGGCAAGGGCAUGGUGAAAUCCAUGCAGGCCUCGCUCUCGGUGCCCUACAUGGCCCUGGGCGAGGAGAUCGAUAUGACGGAGAUCUUGAAGAUGCAGAAGCAGCUAAAGGAGGUGGCCCUGAAGAAGUACGGCACCAAGAUUACGGUGACCUCGUUCAUGCUGAAAGCCAUCUCUUUGGCGCUGAUCGAGAACCCCAAGGUGAAUUCCAAGUUCGGGCCGGCAGAUGCCAACCCUCCCAGCUACACCAUCUAUGGGUCCCACAACAUCUCUGUAGCUGUGGAUACUCCGAACGGCCUGAUGGUGCCUAACAUCAAGGACGUGGCCAACAAGAACGUGAUGGAGAUUCAGGACGAGCUGAUGCGCGUGGCUCAGGCGGCUCAGCAAGGGAAGCUGGCCAUGAGCGACAUCCAGGGAGGGACAAUCACUUUGUCCAACAUCGGCGUCAUCGGCACGAAGGAUCCCCGACCCAUCCUCUUCGACGGGCAAGCGGUCAUCGGGGCCACCGGGAGGACCAUGACGCUGCCCAGGUACAAUGCCAAGAUGGAUCUGGUGCCGCGGCAGGUCAUGAACAUCCGCUGGGUGGGGGACCACCGGCACCUCGACGGCGCCGGCCUCGCGCGGUUCUCCAACUCCUUCAAGGCAUACAUGGAGAACCCUGGAGAGUGGUGCCUCACCAUGCGCUGA